CGUCGCGCCACUGAACUCAAGCAUCGUCGUGAUCAUGUCCAUCCAUGAGAGUCUGAGUACAGAAGAUAGAAAAAGGCAUCAUGCUGGCAGAUACUCGACAACCGACUUUUCAACCUCCUCGCACAAUCCGUCCUUACGCCCUUUCCCCGCAUCCAACCCUCAACCAUGGGCUCCCUCGGGAUCAGCGAUCCCUCCUCCGAGUACUCGAUCGUCGAGGAAACAAGCCGACUCGGGCGCAAGAUUCGUAUCAUAGUUAUCGGCUGCGGCGCAAGUGCAAUCAACUUCGCCCAUGAAGUCGACACCAGCUCUCUAGACCUCGAACUCGUCUGCUACGACAAAAACCCCUCGAUCGGUGGCACCUGGUAUGAGAACAAGUACCCAGGAUGUGGUUGUGAUAUCCCCUCGAUCAACUAUCAGUUCUCGUGGGCACCGUCGCCGCAUUGGUCGUCUUUCUACUCGAGCGCCUCAGAGAUCUUACACUAUUUCAAGUCGGUUGCGCAGGACUAUGGACUUAUGAAGUACAUGAACCUAAACUCGAAAGUCGUCGAUGCGCGCUGGGUUGAAGAAGAGCGACAGUGGCAAAUUCAAGUGCAAAAGACGAACUCGGAUACGGUCUUCACGGACAAGGCUGAUAUUCUGAUCAACGCCAGUGGUGUUCUCAACAAAUGGAAAUGGCCCGCCAUUCCCAAUCGUGAGGCCUUCCAGGGGCCGAUGCUACACAGCGCAAACUGGGAUGACAGUAUCCAGCUCGAGGGCAAGCGCGUUGGAGUCAUUGGUUCCGGAUCGUCGGCCGUGCAGAUCGUCCCCAAUAUCCAGCCGCUCGUUUCGUCGCUCAAGUGCUUUAUUCGGAGUCAGUCUUGGGUCACGGCGAGCUUCGGGCAGCGGUUUGCUGGCAAAGGAGGGACGAACUUCAAGUACAACGAAAAGCAAAAGGAGAUCCUCCGGUCAGACCCGGCGAAAUAUCUGGCAUACCGCAAGAAAAUCGAAUCAGAACUGAACUCGCGGUUCCGAUUCAUCCUGAAUGGCUCACAGGAGCAGGCAGAGGCCAGAGCUGCCGCCGAACGCGAUAUGAGAACUCGCCUCGCCAAGAAGCCCGAGAUCGCAGACCUCAUUGUGCCCAAGAACUUCGCCGUCGGCUGCCGUCGUCCUACGCCCGGCGCUGGCUACCUCGAAGCCCUAUGCGAGGACAAUGUGUCUGUGGUCUCGUCGAGCAUUGAGGGAUUCACGACCAAGGGUAUCCGCACAGCCGACGGGGUCGAGCACGAAUUCGACGUGAUUGUCUGCGCCACAGGUUUCGAUGUCAGCUGGAAGCCCUCGUAUCCGACUAUCGGACGGGACGGUCGGAGCCUCAGCAAAGAGUGGGCGGAUAUGCCAAAUACAUAUCUGUCGAUUACUGUGCCGCAUUUCCCGAACUACCUCAUCUUCAACGGCCCCUACGGCCCCUACGGCCACGGCAGCUUCCUCCCGAUAACCGAAACCCUCUCACGCCACUUCAUGCAGAUGCUCACCAAAAUGUCCGAAGAAGGCGUGACAACUUUCGACGUAAAGGAAGCUGCCGUCGCCGACUUCGCCCAGCACCGCCGCCUCUUCCUGCCGCGAACAGCCUGGUCCUCUCCCUGCCGAUCGUGGUUCAAGCAAGGGAAAGUCGACGGCGAGAUCAUGAUGUGGCCCGGGUCAAGGAUCCAUUUCUUUGAGACUAUGAAGGCGGUGCGGUGGGAGGACUACGAUCUCACGUAUACCACGGCGAAUCGCUUCGGUUAUCUGGGGAAUGGGUUUGCGGCGAGGGAGAGUGAUGGUAGGGAUUUGACAUGGUAUCUCGGGCUUAUGGGGGAUGAGGAUGUGCAGCCGGUGUUGGCGGAUGAGGAUUUUGCGGAUUUUAUGGUGCAGUGAUCUGCUUUACUUCCAUAUGUAGUCCAUUUAGUUUAGGUCUACACAAUGCUACUGAGAUUGGAUGUA
Messenger RNA from Aspergillus calidoustus, 1956 nucleotides. The record is from the annotation of a GenBank genome assembly. Lineage: Eukaryota; Fungi; Ascomycota; Eurotiomycetes; Eurotiales; Aspergillaceae.